This is a messenger RNA of Synchiropus splendidus (mandarinfish), 2599 nucleotides long. RefSeq lists its product as uncharacterized. Bases 277 to 1476 code for a protein of 399 amino acids. The transcript has 8 exons. Gene Ontology annotation, cellular component: membrane. The record is from RefSeq and is a predicted model, not a curated record. NCBI's taxonomy places the organism in Eukaryota, Metazoa, Chordata, Actinopteri, Syngnathiformes, Callionymidae.
ACUACAGGUGAAGUCGUCCGUGGAAGAGAGUGCAGGAGUCGAGGGAAUAUUUACUCUCAGACCGCACGCCACCCAGACAGGAGCAAAGCAGAAGCUACCAUGACUCACUGAGGUCUAUCCCUUAGGGGUUCAAUAUUUUAGUGUCGUUUUAGUGUAUAGAGAGGUCAGCGUUAUGUUUAUUAGUUGGCUAAUGUUGAUUAGCCGUUAGCUUCACAGCUAGCUCGAGCGACCAGGGUGGACUUCAUCUCCUGGCCUUUUGAUGGAAGGGUGACGGGAAUGAUGCUGACAUUCCUACAUAUCCUCUUAACAGGGCUGUUAGGUGUGCUGCGGGAUCGAGUCUGUGCAUUUGAUGUCAUUAGACUGGUGGAUGGAGACCACAAAUGCUCGGGUCGGGUGGAGGUGCUUCGGCAUAACCAGUGGGGGACAGUUUGCGACCACGGUUGGGACCUCCGGGAGGCUGACGUGGUGUGUCUGGAGCUGGGAUGUGGCCUGGCGGAAUCUGCCCUGCGUGGUGCUGCAUUUGGAGCAGGCAGCGGAGAGAUAUGGCUGCGACACGUCCAGUGCUCAGGACAGGAGUCGAGCUUGGCACGUUGCGCAAUGGUCCUCCACGCUAAUCCCUACUGCACUCAUGAAAAUGAUGCAGGAGUGAAAUGCUCAGGUACUCUUUUGAUGCCCUCCCUGAACCUGCUGUCCCCUCACUCAGUCUUUUGCCCGGGCGAGUCUGUUCGUUUUAACUGCAAUGUUCUGCUGGGUCACCACCUGAGUGACUUCCACCUGUACAAGGAGGGUUCGUCUGCUCCACUGGUGACGCAGAGGGUGGACCAGAGUCAGGCCAGUGUGGAGCUGACUCUGUCCGACAUUGAGACGGUGCACCAGGGCAGCUACAGCUGCCGCUACAGAGUCAAGGGCAGCUCUCCCUCUCAGCUGCUCAGCUCUCCACCGAGCAACUCCAUCAACAUAACUGUGGUUGAGGUGUUGACACCCCAACACUGGUUCAACACCUCUGCAGAGGCCCCGGCUGGUUCCGUUAUUAAGGGCCACAGCUUUAACAUCACGUGCUCCACGCCGAAGCAGUAUCCCGGCGGUUCCUUCCAGUUGCGGCUGAUCAGAUCCAACGGCACCGUGCGACAGUCUCUGCCUGCCCUCACUGCGUCGGUAACGUUCACCUUCACCAACGCCCAGAGCUCCAACGAGGGCUACUACUACUGCCUCUACAGGGUUCAGCUGGGCGGUCGCACCUUCGUCUCCAGGGAGAGCCAGCCACUGCCGAUAGCCAUAAGAGACCCUGAUCCGGUCCUCAGCCCCAUGGUGAUCAGCUGGCUUGUGUCAGGUCUGACGUUUGUUGUGGCUGUCACCAUUAUCAUUGUUGUGGCCAAAGUGUUGUGUAAUAAGGAGAAGAAGCCUUCGGAACUGGAGCGGGAGACUAGAACCUGUGUGGACAACACAUAUGUUGCCUUAACGUUUAAUAAACUCUGAAGGGAGCUGCAGACUCACACAACUGAAGAUUCAUGCGGGCACUUUAAACGAAAGAUGUGUUGAAGGCAGCAACUUUUGGGAGAUGCACGUGAGCUCAAGUCCGAGUCUCACCCGAUGUGAGUUGUGAGUCAAUGACCGCAGGAGUGCAGCCAGGAUGGAGCUAAACUGGGAUGUUGUACCAAACUAACAUUUUAUUUAUUGAUAACAGCAACAAGCUUUACUGUCUUCUUCUUUACUCACCGAUCAAUAGAGGAAUAGAAGGUAUGUAACUCUGACAUUAUGUAAUGACAAUACUACAUAGAAAGCAUUUCUCAUUAUGUAACUAUCCCGCACACUAGCGUUACAUUUCAGCGAAAUUUUUGGAUGUUUAAGGGACGUAGUGGUCCGGCUGACUGGUGCGUCUGCCAUGUCUGCUCAGUUGCCUUCAAUGCUGGUCGGUUGCUGGGACUCCGGAGCUUCUCAGAAGUCUGGGUGUUGCUGUGCGAUGAACUGAUAAUGAUGCUUUUCAAGACUCCCAAAGUGGAGUCCCCACUGUGGCCCAAAAUCCAUACUGCCGUAUAAAUAUAAUAUAAAUAUAUGGCAGUAUAAAUGGAAAACAUUUCACAUUCAAACUGCCAAAAAAAGCGUAGACUGCUGAGAAGCUGCUUGGCCCAUCUCUCCGUCCUCAAUAACACACUACAAAUAAUGACUUAACAAAUAUCCAAAAGCUCCCGGAAGCACUAAAUACACAUGUAUUUUGGGUUGAAGUCUCAAGAACUUUCUGCCACCCUGUCCCCCCAGCCUUCCUCACAGCAGCAGCAGUGAGGAAGGCUGGGGGGUUUAAGCCAGACCGCAGUGGUCUGUCACCUAGAACAAAGACUGCGCUCCUGUCACCUCCUCACGUGAUAACUGAAGCACCUGCUGACCCUGAGGUACGCAGCAUUCCUCAUGUGAAGAUUGUUUGUAAAUUUGAGGCCUUUUUUUAUGACAUACUGUUGCGGGUUUUUUACAUAAUGAAGUGUGAAUGGUUAGACUAAUCCAGUGUGACACUCGCUGUGUGUAAAAAUGUAAAUAUAUGUGAUUCAUUAAAGCGCUCCAGCUUUUAAAAGACUGGAAGAGAUACGAAUGCAUCUCGUGUUCAUUU